CAAUUUGGAACCUUCGAGAAUACCUGUCUCAGAUUAGAUGAUUUUCAUGGAGUAAUCCAGAUAUAUUUUAUUACUUUUAAAAGAAGUAUUACUCUGCUUUAAAUUUAUUGAAUCAAGAGAUUUUAUGUUUUUUUUUUUAAUUCCCAAUAUCUAAUAGAAGUAUGAAGGAAUCCAACACCGAGGUCCAGGUAGACGAGGAGGGUACUUGUGUCUUGCUUGAUUAACUCUCAUAGCAAUACUCACAUCAACUGCGAUUGCAAGUUCUAUUUUACUGAUUAAAAUUACUAUCAUGUGCUAUGUAUAAAAACUGAACUGUUUAAUUAAGCUAUCCUGCUCCGUGAGCAGGAGGAAGAACGUCGUAGAUGGAUUGUGAACGGUUUUCCCUCAUGUGAACAGAAUUAAUUAUGAAUAUCUGAUAUGUUCUAUUAAUUUCUGUGUAGUAUGUGUUAAUUAUUGUUGGCUUUCCUCUAGAACAUGGAUAGUUCUUGAACUGGUUUUUCUUGAUUGUAAAUGUUUGCUUAUCGAUUACUAUCUUGAUUUUCGAUCUUUUCACCGGCUCAACGGCAUGCGAACAAAAUCAAGGCUCCCAGCUUUCUGUUCAACCAAACAGUUGUAUGCUAUGCCAGUAGAUGACCAAAACAGUAAGUGCUUGCUUUAUGGAAGCACUUUGCAAAAACCUUGACGCAAGCGAUUCCCCUUGCAGCGCCACCGAAUUGCUGCUGAAUGUCUGAGCGAAGAGCUCACUGAGACCUGUAUGGAUCUUAAGAUCAAUGAAAUAUAUCAUCUUAUGAUCGCAAUGGUUUUGCUCGCGGGGAGAGAAUUAUGCAAGCUUUUGAGAUGGCAAUUUCUCUUAACAGAGAGUUCUUCUUCUUCUUCUUCUUCUUCUUCUUUUCCUUUGAAUUGUAGCUGUUUCUUAGAAUCCAAAUGAUAAGCCAACUGAUUAAAAGAGCUCUCUCUUCCUUCACUCCAAUUCAAUCUGGUCUCUAACGUAUUUAAGUUAGGUUUUUUUUUUUUUUUUACAUCAAGUGUAUUAAUUUCUGGGAACGGUGUGAAAGUGAAUGGCAGCCAUUCGGACUGGAGAGGCCGUCGCUAACCGUUUGACUGUUAGAAAUUGAAAUCUUCAUACAGUUACUGUCAAACUCCUAUAAAAGCCCAAACCCAUUCAUUUUUUGUCGAUCUCUCAGCAAGAACUCUCUCUUUAUUCCCCUCUCUUGCUCCAGAUAACACUGUUUGUCAUCCAGCGAAAAUGGAGCAAACUCCUGGAGAAGAAAUUGGAAUCAGAAUCUACACUGCAUCCCCGCAAAAUGAACCUAAAUUAAACAAAAUCUCCACCGGAUCCCAUCAAGAUGAUGAAACAAAACCAUCAAAGCCAUUAUGCACCCUCACCAAAGCCCCUAAAGAACCAGGCAGCAAACGGAGAGCCGUGGCUAAAGGAGUGCAAAAAACAAUCUCCAAGACAUCCAUGCUUGUUAACUUCCUUCCAACAGGCACCCUUUUGACAUUUGAAAUGCUUCUUCCAUCAAUAUCCAAGAAUGGAGUGUGCACACCUGUUGCUUCCCUAAUGAUCCAUGUCCUUCUUGGUCUUUGCACGCUUUCCUGCUUCUUCUUUCAUUUCACCGACAGUUUCAAGGGCCCAGAUGACAAAAUUUACUAUGGUUUUGUGACAACUAAAGGGUUGGCUGUUUUUAAGCCUGGUCUUACAGUUGACGUGCCUAAAGAUGAGAGGUACAGAGUUGGGUUUACCGAUCUCGUUCAUGCAAUGAUGUCGGUGAUGGUAUUCAUGGCAAUUGCGUUGUCAGAUCAUAGAGUGACCGAAUGCUUGUUUCCUGGGCAUGUUAAGGAGAUGGGUGAAGUGAUGGAGAGUUUUCCUCUCAUGGUUGGUGUAAUUUGCAGUAGCCUGUUCUUAGUGUUCCCUACUAGUCGACAUGGCAUUGGAUGCAUGUCUAAUUGAUUAUCAGUGUGUUUUUGCUAGCAUUAUUAAUUUUAGGGUGACUUCUUCUUCAAGGCUUCCAGUUCUGCCAUUUCAGUAUCGUUAGAUCAGCUUUUGUUAAAACUUUUUAUUCAAUUGUGGAGUUAGAAAUUAUUGUAUUUGCUAGUUCCUA
Populus euphratica (Euphrates poplar) is the source of this 2102-nucleotide messenger RNA. RefSeq lists its product as uncharacterized. The record is from RefSeq and is a predicted model, not a curated record. The transcript has 2 exons. Gene Ontology annotation, biological process: endomembrane system organization. NCBI's taxonomy places the organism in Eukaryota, Viridiplantae, Streptophyta, Magnoliopsida, Malpighiales, Salicaceae. Bases 1247 to 1951 code for a protein of 234 amino acids.